UUCGUAAAAUAAACAAAAAUUUCAAAAAAAAAAUGCGAUAAGCAAUUAAAAUAAUGUAAAAAUCGUCAUUUCACUUUAUAAUUAUCUUAACUAUGAAAGACUUAAGCACAGUGAGUGACGAAGAAUUGUUAAAAUUUUUCAAUUCUUUCGACAUCGUUCUUUCUGACAUCAACGGUGUGCUAUGGAACAUUUUGGAGGGCAUCCCCGGCGCCUCCGACGCCAUAAAAUCCUUGAAAAAAAUCGGAAAAAAAGUCAUUGUUGUAUCAAACAACACAACCGAAUCUCUCGAUUCGUGCCAUCAACAAUUGAAUGCUUCAGGCUUUGAUUUGGAAAAAGACGAAAUCAUUUUACCAACUCAAGCAAUGAUUUCCUACCUAAAAUCACAAAACUUCACCAAAAGUGUUUUUAUUCUGGGAAUGCCGGCAAUGAAACAGGCGUUCAAACAAGCCGGUUUUAAAGUGGCAAACAACGAAAAUAACACAAAAGUCAACUCACUUCAAGAGUUUGGACUUGUCACAAACACCGAUGAGAGUGAAAUCGGUGCCCUUAUUGUGGAUAUUGACCUCAAUAUUGACUUCGUUAAUCUUCAAAAGUCUGUCAAUUUGUUAAAACAACCCCAAAGCAUUUUUCUAGUUGGAGCUACAAAUAUGGCUACUCCUCUCGGUUUAAAUCGAGUUAUGUUAGGUCCAGGAUGUUAUUUGCGGAUUCUGGAGGAGGUUUCAGGUCGCAAGGGAGUACAAAUGGGCAAACCGAGUCCCAAUUUAAACACUUAUAUUGUUCAAAAGUAUGGAAUUAAAGAUGCGUCCAAAGUUUUGUUUAUUGGAGAUUCAUAUGGGCUUUGCGACGGAAUGUGGCUACCAAAAAUUGCUCGUUUUGAGUGGUUUGACCAAAAAAAGGGAUUUGGACGUGUGGAAGUUUGACGAUAAGUACAAACCAGAGUUUUAUGUUGAGAGUUUGAAAGUUGUUCACGAAUUGAUUGCUAAAAUAAAUAAAUCAAACUAAAAA
Tribolium madens (black flour beetle) is the source of this 1005-nucleotide messenger RNA. Its product is annotated as 4-nitrophenylphosphatase-like. The record is from RefSeq and is a predicted model, not a curated record. NCBI's taxonomy places the organism in Eukaryota, Metazoa, Arthropoda, Insecta, Coleoptera, Tenebrionidae. Gene Ontology annotation, molecular function: phosphatase activity. The coding region runs from base 93 to 920 and encodes 275 amino acids. The transcript has 3 exons. Gene Ontology annotation, cellular component: cytoplasm.